Messenger RNA from Elaeis guineensis (African oil palm), 2912 nucleotides. The record is from RefSeq and is a predicted model, not a curated record. NCBI's taxonomy places the organism in Eukaryota, Viridiplantae, Streptophyta, Magnoliopsida, Arecales, Arecaceae.
CGGAGGGUUUUAGAGACGAAAUUGGCUAGAGUGAAAGGGAGCGAGAAGGAGAGCAAAUCCGCAAUUAAUGAAAGGAAGGAGGUUAAAGAAGAGAGCUAAUCUCUAGGCCGCCUCUUCCCGUCACUGGAUCUCCAUGCGUUGCUCUGUUUUCCAUGUGAGACGGCAUUCGAUUAGAAUCUGCAAACAAUUGUGCUGUUGCCAUCGAUUUCUGAGAUUUUCCCAUCGUUGCAGCACCGUCGAAGCCCUGGAUUUUCCAGAGGAAAUUUCCAAUUCGGAAUUCUGUGAUAGAAAACCGGAUCAAAAUCCGAUCUUUUGUUCUCCAUCUCCAAAUGGGAAGCCUCGUCUCUCGUUUCAUGAUCAAAGCUUUGAAGAGAGCUGCACUUCUAGGCGCGGCGAGCUCUGGGAAUCUGCCCGAAUGUGUCUUCGUCGAAAGAUGCAAGAGUGCGCGAGGGAAGGGUACUUGGUGGAAGCUUUGGAUGCUUUGAGGCUCAUGGAACCGAGUGUGCUUGAUUGUAAUGCACUUCUGCAUUGUUAUCUCAAAUCAGGCCGUGUUUGUGUUGAUGAAUUGCGGAAAGUUUUUGAAGGGAUGAAAAGAAUCGGACCGUAUCCGAAUGUUUGGACGUUCAAUACACUCUUUAAUGGAAUGUGUACACUAGGGCGUUUAAAAGAUGCUCGCUUUAUAGUUGAGGAAAUGUGCAGUUAUGGAUUCGUUCCAUCUUUUGCAUCACUGAAGAGAUUGAUCAGGAAAUCUCUCAGUUCAGGUACCCUUGAACUCUCUCUCGACAUACUAGAAUUGAUGCUGAAAUUUGAUUACUUGCCGACAUUGCCAAUUUUAAAUUCAUUGAUUUCUAGACUCAUAAGAGCCUGCAGGAUUAGGGAGGCUUAUAACAUUCUUUCACAGUGUUUGGAGAAAGGUUUAGUUCCUAAUGUGUGCACUUACAAUCCUGUUCUUUUUGGUUUAUGCAAGUCUGGCCAGAGCUAUACUGCUUUGUCAUUUUUCUACGGUUUGAGAAAGAAAGGAUUUUGUUGUAAUCUGUACUCUUUUACAGCACUGGUUCUUGGAUUCAGUAUGGAAGGGCUGUGGAAAGAAGCUUAUCGGGUUUUGGAACAUAUGCGUGAUGAUGGGUAUAUGCCUACUGUUGUCGUGUACACUAUACUUAUAAAAUUCCUCUGUAAAGAUAGGAAGAUUAAGGAUGCAAUCAGCAUUUUUGAGACGAUGGAGAAAGAAGGCUGUCAUCCAGAUUUAGUCACAUGUAAUAUACUACUCCAUGCACUUUGCUGCCACAAUAAGUUCCAAGAAGCCCAUGAACUAGUUCAGUUUAUGGAACAGAAGGGGUACCUUCCUGAUCAGUUCACCCACUGUGCUCUAGCUAGUGGUUUGUUAAAAUCUGGGUAUGUAAGAAAUUCCCAAGAUUAUCUGCUCAAUAUACUUUAUAGGAGAAAUGAUGUUGAUACUGUCACUUGGAAUAUCUAUAUUCAUAGCUUAUGCUGUGAUAGCAGAGCACAAGAGGCAUUAAAUUUGGUAAGCAGUAUGUUGGAUAAGGGUUUUGUCCCAACGACUGUAACAUAUAACACCAUAUUGAAAGGGCUUUGUAGGGAAGAGAACAUUGAUGAGGCAUUGGAGGUUCUAGAUCAUUUUGAUUGGAGUGGAAAUGGACCUGACUUGAUUUCCUUUAAUACAAUUUUGUCUGCAGCAGGCAAACAAGGAAACUCUUCGAUGAUCCGCAGGAUUCUUUAUCGAAUGGAUGUUGAAGGAAUCAAGCUUAACGUUGUCAGUAUGACUUGUUUGAUGCACUAUUUUUGUAAAGUGCGUAGGUUUGUAGAGUGCUUUAAGCUCUUUGAGCAUAUGAUAUGUGAUGGACACAGGCCUACCGCAACGACUCUAAAUGUAUUGCUUGACAGCCUUUGCAAGAAAGGGUUGCUUGCAGAUGCAUACAGGAUAUUUAGUGAGUUCAAGAAUAUUGGGACAUUCCCAGAUACUGCCUCAUAUAAUAUUCUCAUACAUGCUUCAAUUAGGAAAGCUGACUACGUCUCAGUGAAGUGUUUGUUGACUGAUAUGUACAGUCGUGGUUUGGUGCCUGACGCCAUCACCUAUGGGUCUCUGAGUUAUGGCCUUUGCAAGGAGGGGAAUGUUAAUGUUGCCCUUCAUUUGGAGGACUGGAUGAUAGAGAGUGGAGUUUCACCAAGCAUCUCUUACUACAACACUUUAAUGGAUGCUGCAUUUAGAAUGGGUAGAUUGUGGGAUGUCUUCCUAAUACUGAUUAAGAUGCAAUUAGAAGGAAUUGAACCAGAUGCUAUUUCCUUCAAAAUCUUAAGCCGUGCAAUGGCAAAAGGUGGGACAAAACAAUUUCCCAAGGCCAUGAAAUUCCUUGAGUUCCUGAUGAACAGAGGGGAGAAACCUCUGGACCUGGAGGUUGGAUGAAAAUAUAAGUUGUGUCCUCUGAGCUUGUCAUAUCAUUCACUAGGCCUUGCCUUUGAAGGCACAAGCACGUGAACUUGGCCUCUGUUAUCAUGUAUUGCUGACCCUUCUGUAGCGAUACAGUCAACAUGUGAAACAGUCACACUGAAGCACUCGACAAGUGGUAAUGCUUAUUUACUUGGACGUAACAUAUCAGAUCCUCUUUGACUUGCUACAUGUCCUUUGUAAGCUGAAAGUUGGCAAACAUUAAUAUGCAGAAGCCUACAUCUUUGCAUCUGUUUGGCAGCUAGGUAGAAGAUUACAGGCACACACACAAACACAAUGUUGGAACUAUAUUGAAGAAUAGUUGGUUCUAUAUUUUUCUUGUUCCUUAGAGGAAAGGUCUUCACUUCUUAAUUCUGCUAGAUUGUCCAUUUUUCUGAAAUGUUAGUAGAACUUUAGGAAUCCUUUCUUUGUUAUUUGAAAUCUGUAGUUAGCAUUUCAUUACUCUCUC